Messenger RNA from Opisthorchis viverrini, 2246 nucleotides. RefSeq lists its product as hypothetical. Gene Ontology annotation, cellular component: radial spoke; axoneme. The transcript has 7 exons. The record is from RefSeq and is a predicted model, not a curated record. NCBI's taxonomy places the organism in Eukaryota, Metazoa, Platyhelminthes, Trematoda, Opisthorchiida, Opisthorchiidae. Gene Ontology annotation, biological process: cilium assembly; axoneme assembly; cilium movement involved in cell motility. Bases 182 to 2173 code for a protein of 663 amino acids.
CGCGGCGCUUUUUUGAAUAGCCAACCCUCCCAGUGAACGGUGGCUUCAUGGACUAGUAAUAUUAGUUCAUUUCCCAGACUGAGCAUCUCUCAUGGUAUACUUCCUUGGUGUUUGCUAGUCACGUGGUUGUUUUGACAUCCACGAAAUAACAGCCGAUCAUUGGAAAUCUACUCAACCGAUCAUGACUGAGGUGAAACGCGGAUUCGCCGACCUUGGUCCUGAGCUGCCUCCACCUGAAGAAUUUCUUCGUGGUAAGGCACUGCUUCAAAGCAUGCAUGGUGGUGGGCCGGGAAUGCAUGAUGAGAACCGAGAUAGCGAUCCAACCACUGGUAACCUGUACGAGCAUUUGGUCUCCUUACUCAAGUUGAUACUCGAGCAGCAACCCACUCAUGCGCUGGACCAGUUUGAGGAACUGAGUCGACAAGUGAAACGAGAAAUUGGCGGUGGUGCUGGCGGUUCUGGAGCAGGAGCUGGCCUAGUUCAAGAAGAUAUCGAGGCCACCGCUCCCACGGCACGUGAAGACACGCCAGAGUAUCUCCAUGCAAAGACAGAGCGUACAUUGUUGAAGCACCCAAAACAUAAGUGGGAUGACGUGGUCCUUUCAAAAAGUCCACUUCCAGCUCCCUGGGGUGGAUACUAUGAUGAUGAUGACGAAAUACAACGAAUGCAAAACCUUGGGCAAGCUUCGUUCUUGGUUGAACAAGCCGGGGCAGGUUUGGGGCGCUCCGAAAUGCUUCGAGUUUGGUUGAGCAUACGAAAACUCUCGUUGAAAUUGACAACAGUAGUGAAAUUGCGAUUCUGGGGGAAAAUUUUGGGUACUCAAGGAUGCUACUACAUCGUUGAAGGUGAAUUCGAAGCUGGCAUGGAUCCAGAUAGUGGAGUCGAAGGCCCGUUCGAUGAUUGGCGCCCGUUUACCACGGAGCCCGAGUCUUCUGAUAAGGUGCUACCCGUUCGGGAGGUGAGUGAGAACAGCGAACCAAAACCGGAAAAUGAGGUGAGCCCAGAAGAGGCAAAACUUGCUGAAGCCAGAGUUGUGGCGUUGGAACACCUUCCAAAGAAUAAAUGGGUCCCACGAGCUCCGAUCCCGGUCGAAGCAAGAGGUCGCGGUACGAACAGGUGGGACUACUUCGCAUGUACAAAACUGGGGACGGACGAAUGGUUCCGUCUACCACCAGCCAGACCUGAACACAUUGUUUACGCUCGUCACACUCGGCAUUUGUUUGUUGGGCGGCCGGAUGCUCCAGUUCCACGUUCUCCUGGUGCACUGGGUGAUUUUCCUGGUUUAGAGGUGCAUUUUCUUCGUGCACAGAUUGCCCGUAUCACCUCCGCCACUUGGAUCUCUCCGGCCGGAUUGUAUCAAAUAGACGAAGAGGCAGAAUUAGAAGAAGGAGAACAGCCAGAGACGUUGAUGGAAGUAGAAGAGUUCGAACCCCCACAGUUUGAAGAACUGUUAGAUGCAGCGAACUGGCAACAUACGCGUCCAUAUAUCCUACCACAAGGGAGAUGUAGCUUUGUUUCACAAAAACGAGCGGCGGCUGCCCUUCGAGAGAACAUGGAUGAUCCUACAGAAAAGGGAUGGAUUGACCCACAGGUUAUGGAACCCUGGAAAGCCAAGUUUCAGGCUCAAGAAGAAGGUGACGAAGCAAUGGAAGAGGAAGGAGAGGAGGAGGGUGAAGCAGAACUUCCACAGGAGGGUCCUGGUUUGUUGGGAUCAAUCGAAGAAGAUGCCAUUCUGACGGCAGCUGGGGAUGUGGGACUUCCAACAGGCAGAGCGACAAAGCCAAAAGGUCGAACAAUUAGACUGACAUCGCGCCCGUUACCUGCUUGGAGAGUUUAUCCGUCAACCGUUUUGCUGCCGAAAAACUGUUCAGUCGCCAUUGUGAGCUCCGGUCGUUGGCCUGGAGCCUACACAUUGGCCAGAGGAGCAGACUUUGUAAACAUUUAUGUUGGUUGGGGACAGAAAAGUUUGGCUUCCAGUUUCUCACCUAUGUGGCAUCCCGAUUUGAUGAAAGAAUUUGCUGAAGAUGCAGUGCCGCUGAUUGAAACUAAUGAUCCAACGCCACUGGAAGAAGAGGCCGUCCGGGCGGCAAAAGAAGCAAGACGGUUGGCUCGAGAGGCCAGAGCAGAAGAGGCCGAAGAAGAAGCCGAACCGGAGGAGGAAGAUGAGGAUUAAAGUUUGGAUUCCGUCCGGCAUGCUAUCUUCCUUUACUGUCUCAUUCUUGCUUAUAGGGUAAAAUCAAAACACC